Molecule: messenger RNA, 1332 nt
Organism: Dissoconium aciculare CBS 342.82
Lineage: Eukaryota; Fungi; Ascomycota; Dothideomycetes; Mycosphaerellales; Dissoconiaceae
Exons: 2
Coding region: 1-1332 (443 amino acids)
Source: RefSeq, a predicted model, not a curated record
AUGGGCUUCUUCUCGCGUCAGGCGGUGCAAUUGCGCGACUCGUCGGCACGCGAGGAUAUUGAGUUGCCGCUACGAAACACUGGCCAGGCGAAUGGUGCUGCUACAGCGCCGAACGAUACCCACGACAACAAAAACCCAGCACAGGAUCCGUCCUACAAACAAGUUCAGAGCCGGCGGAAAUGGAUCAUCAUCGCCUUGCUUGGUCUAAGUUUCCUGCUCUUCAGUGGAGUCAAGUACAAGAAGCCCUCGGUUGAGAAGAUCACCAAGCUUUUCAAAGGCGCAUUAGGGGUGCGCAAUGCAAAUAUGUACCUCCUUGUCCCGAACAUCCAAGCGACAGAGACCAUUGAUGUAAACACCUGCCGCUUGGUGCUCGGUGCUUCCGUGCUGGGAUAUCCCGUGCCAUGGUUUGUCGAUUAUGCCUCGGGACAGUCAGAGACGCAGCGAUUCCUCAACUUUCUGGAAGCGAAUACGCAGCCAGAGGAUAUGAUCGUGGUGACCAAAAACAGCUGGUUCCAGCUUCGUUCGGAGGUGCUGGUGCAAAGAUAUUAUGACAUUAUCACAAGAAACAACAAGGCGAAGAACCGGAAAGGUCCCGUCCAGACUGUUCUGAUGGCGAGUAAGCAAGGCGCUCCGAAUUGGCACCUCGCCAUGGGGCCGUCCAUUCACCUCCAGAACGUCUACAAGUACGCGAUCCAAAACAACUUCAAACUCGAGCAAGUCUACUCCGCUCAAUUCGACGAGAACAAGCCCACGGACUUGCCCGAGGACGUGAUCGACAUCUCCACAGUCGGCAUCGGUCUUGAUACCCAGAACGAACUGCUGGCCGACAUCACCACCCUACACGCGAUCAAACCCGAAAAGAAACCCGACUUCAUCACCUCGGAGCCCCCUUUCUGGACCGUCGCCGGCUUCGAGCACUCCGGCAUGCCGAACAGCACCUGGUCUCAAAUUGAAACCCUCGCGACUGACGAUGCCGCCCAUACCGUCCCGGCCGUGAUCCAAUACGACCCGUCGCUUACCGUCCCGGACAUCCAAAAAGCCUGGAGCACGCUCUGGUACCACGAGCACUCGCGCAAACUCCUCGACUUCGCCUCGCGCAAAGCCGCCCUGCCGCUCGCCGUCGUCGUCGACGCCUCCUCCAAGCCGCGCAUCGAGUGGCGAUACUGGAACCCGGAGGUGCCCUUCCGCGGCCAGAAGCUGCUGGGCGUCCUGCAUACCAAGGACCACCAGCUCCACCCAUGGACGGAUAUCUGCGGGGGCGCCGACGAGGCGCGGGCGAUUUUCGGCGAUGAGGAGGGGGCGUGGAAGGAGACGGAUGUGUGGACGGAGUGA